Gongylonema pulchrum is the source of this 234-nucleotide messenger RNA. NCBI's taxonomy places the organism in Eukaryota, Metazoa, Nematoda, Chromadorea, Rhabditida, Gongylonematidae. The record is from the annotation of a GenBank genome assembly.
AUGUCUGGAAACGAUGAUGGCGCAGGUACAACGCUUACAGCGUUCAGACGUCGACGAACGGGGACGAGGAAGGGUGUGGCCGAGGCAAGCCGAAAAAGAGUGGCCGAGUCAAAUUCAUCGGAUAGUGCCGGUGAGGGUGGUGUUGGUGGUGUGGUGAAAACAGCUACAGCGACUCGAAAGCGACGAAAAAAUCCGAUGAUACAGUCGGUAUGCUUUAGCAAAUUAUCAUAUUGA